This is a messenger RNA of Drosophila grimshawi, 1928 nucleotides long. Its product is annotated as outer dynein arm-docking complex subunit 4. The transcript is spliced from 5 exons. The record is from RefSeq and is a predicted model, not a curated record. NCBI's taxonomy places the organism in Eukaryota, Metazoa, Arthropoda, Insecta, Diptera, Drosophilidae. Bases 1 to 1854 code for a protein of 617 amino acids.
AUGUCUCUGCAAGGCUCAGAUUACAAGCUGGCCACAACCAUUAAGGUUGUUACCCCAUCGAUUAGCCUGCCGCCUAAUCUGAAGCCCUGGCAGCGCAUCGAUUUGCCGGCUUGUGUCCAGUCGCGUCUCUUCGGCGACUGGGCUCAGUACUACAACCGUUGGCAGCUCAACAAAAAGGCGAUCGAGUAUUUCUCACGCUCAAUCACCGUGUGCGGGAGUAACGGGGACACCGUCUGUUCGAGGGUGAGCUGCCAACCACUUGCAAAGAGCGUUUGCCAAAAACUAUAUGAUACGCUGAAUAAGCGCAGCAGAUGCUGGCGAUCACUUGCACAGGCGGAGCUGGCGCUGAAAGACUCACGGCACGCCCACCAACUUCUGAAGCAGGAGGGCAUCUCGAAAGCCAGCAUUGUGCUCAGCAAAUGCGAUGCCCUCUUCGACUGCAACCGCUUUGAGGAUAAUCUGGUCAUGCUUCACAUGGAGGAGCGCAACUAUCCGGGGAAGUGUGUCAAGAAUUGCUUUCGGCUACGCAAAAAUCGCGCAAUCGGAGUACUUGAGGAUACACUGGGCGAUAGCUUGCAUUCCUUUCUGCUGGAUACUUGGCCAUUGAUUAUGGAGGCGGCGCACGUCCACCGUACAUCCGUCACAUUCAUGCCUCGGCCGUUGUGGCAGCAACUGAGCAACAAUAAUGGCUGCGACCUAGACAGCGUAGUCAAUAAGGAGAAGCCCUUAUUGUCACCUCUGGAAAAAGCGCGUCGCCAGGUGGACGAAAACGUCUACAACUAUCAUUAUCUGAGCAAGGCCGCCAACGAUGCAACCCUGUUGCAUCAACUAAAAAACGAUCACAAUCUUCUCAAUCCGCUGUUGCGGGAAUCCACACCCUAUUUGGCCCAGUUAACCACCGAGCAGUACAGGAUUGUCAGAAAGUUCACGAACAUGUUGCACGCCCGCAGACCGCUGUACCACAGCAAGCAGGAGAAGUGCCGCAUCAGCCAGAUCUGUGAGAGGAACCGCGAGAAGUACUUGUACCGCGUACAGUACCAGUGCCGACGCGACUGCCACAGCAUGCUGCGCGAGGUGAGGCAACGGCGACAGGAGCGCGACAUCGAGCGACUGACCGAAUACGUGGAGCACAUCAUGAGCACUAAUAUUGUACUAAAGACAUUCCGUGUGUUGCCCUGGAAGUGGGAGUUCAUCACUGAUGUGUUUAACAUACUGGGUUUGGCCCAUGUCGAUCGAUGUACAUUGCCGCAAAAAAUUGAUAUUUUGAACUGGCAAAAUUAUGCUUUGAUUUAUAUGCUGCCAAAGGAUCGGUUCAAGGACUUAUCGCUCGACCAUGGAAGUCACAAUGUCUACGCUGAAAUUGCUAGACAUGAGGAGCGAAUGAAUUGUGCCGCCAAGAAAGUGGAACGACUUGAGGAGCGUUUAAUUUACUCCCGGUAUGGCAUCGAAAGGACGUAUCUGCUCUUCGAAAUAGCGCGAUGUCACUUCAAGGAGGCGCGCUUCGACAAGGCUUUGACGAUGGCUCACAAGGCCGCGAAUGAGGCACGCAGUUGCAACAGCACCGUUUGGCAUUUGAAUUGCACCUUUCUGAUCUCUCAGGUGCAUGCGGCAUUCAAUCGCUUCCAGCGCCUCAGCCAAUCGCUUAACAGGGCAAAGCAGCUGGCUGAGAAGCUAAAGUCGCUCAAGAUGAUGGCUUUUCUGGCGCUCUUGAUCGCAAUCAACAAUUUCAAGCUGGACAAUUAUCGCUGGCGUCAUUUGGAUGCCAGUCAACGAAAGGCGCGCAGGCGCAAGGAUCGCCAAUCUCUGCAAUCCAUCGAUUCGAGUGACAACCAUUCAGGUCACACCAUACGUUGAAUCUUCCUCUGCGUGAGGGUCAAGACCGGGGUCAGGGUCAUGAACUGCUUGCACUAAUUAUGAACUGCUUGACA